Messenger RNA from Drosophila nasuta, 6444 nucleotides. It is a transcript of the gene unc-13, whose product is annotated as protein unc13 homolog. NCBI's taxonomy places the organism in Eukaryota, Metazoa, Arthropoda, Insecta, Diptera, Drosophilidae. Gene Ontology annotation, molecular function: calcium ion binding; phospholipid binding; calmodulin binding. The record is from RefSeq and is a predicted model, not a curated record. Gene Ontology annotation, biological process: synaptic transmission, glutamatergic; presynaptic dense core vesicle exocytosis; dense core granule priming. Gene Ontology annotation, cellular component: plasma membrane; presynaptic active zone cytoplasmic component; terminal bouton.
AAUACAAUAUUGACAGAUGUCGAUUUGAAUAAAAUGUCCGAUCUGGAAGAGAAAAAACGAUUAUAAGCCUCUUCAGCCAUUUGAUGCCAUGAAUGUACUCGAUCCAUAUUCAACAAGAAAAGUUGCAGAUACACAUACAGCUACAAGUGUUUUGGGUGGCCUUUCCAAAGGCAUCAAAGGUGGAUUGGACGGAGUAAUUAGCGGUGUUAGUUCAACAGUGGAUUCAACGAAACUAAAUACGUUUAACAAUAAUAGCAAGAAAAGUUUUGGUUUCAACUUAGCCUCAAAACUUGUGCCGAGUGUUAGUGGAUUACUUUCCAGCUCGAACAGACAGAACGAGGAAGAAAAAUUAUCUUCAACUACAUAUAAUACUUCAAUAUCGUUAGCAGACAAUUCGGUCGAAAUACUUAAUUCAAAGCAAAUGUAUACAGCAUCGCUUCUUGACAAAUCCGACUUAAGCCGCAACAACAAUGGGACUGCUAUUUUGGGAAUUGUAAGAAGCAACAUCAAUUCCAAUACAGACUUUGACAUCAACCGCACGGAUGAACUUAUUUUCUCCUCGACUGAUUUAAUAAACUCAGAUAAUUUGGAAAUGCAAGUUCUUGAUAAUGAUUAUGCCAAUUAUGAUAUUUUAGAAUAUCAAACAACAAGAAACAAUGAUAAUGGAGAGAACGAUUGCUUGCAACAGAAUGAUUUUUUUAAGUCAACACCAACAAAUAUUAUUAGUAUUGGCUUGAAUGAUGUAAUUACUUUAAAUAAAAAUCAAGAAACAGUAACGGUAACUAAAACAACAAAUGAAAUUAACAAGAAAAGUGGAUCUAACAAUACUAGUGGUGGAGGAGUGUUUGGAAGCCUUUUUGGUAAAGCGGCAGCAGCUGUUCAAUCCGCUACUCAGGCGGUCAAUCAGAGUGCUUCCUCCGUGGCUUCAGCUGUAGCUCAAAAGACAUCAAAUACGUUAGCAAAUAGCAAAUCCAUUCCAGUGGCAAGUGUAUCAACAAUAUUGUAUUCGAAUAAUACAACCGCUACUAUAGCUUCAAGCUCGAACACUACUUCCUCAAUAAUUGAUGAAUGUGAAUAUCAUGAGUAUAAUAAAAUGUUGCUAAAGGAAGAAACAUCGUCCAAUCAAUAUUCGAAUACUGGUGAUGAUUACACGAAUAGUAAUACUCCGGGUAUACUCGGAUAUAAUAUGUCAAUGCCAAUGACAAUGGCUCCGCCAGUGGUCUCUAAAAAUGACAAUAUUCACUAUUCAGAUGAAAAUAAUCAGCAAAAUGGUGUUGUAGCACCAGCAGGCCAAAAAAUAUUACCUACGGUGCCGUCAGUGGGAUCCACUGGCAAAAAACUGCCCACCCUUAAUGGUAAAUCAGGACUAUUGAUUAAACAACAGCCAACUGAAAUUUUUGAUGAUGAAUCCGAAGACGACGAUAUCAUUAAUGAUUUUAUGCUAGCCAAUCGACAAUCUGAGAUGAACCAUAAGGAAAAAUAUUGCAUGAUCGAUAGUGAGCAGGAUGAUUACUUUUUGGAUUCUCAGCUGACGACACCGUCUAGUCGAAGAGCAACCGAUUAUUAUGAUAAUGUCAACACAAGUUAUAAUUAUCGAGAAGACUUCUUUAACGAAGAGGAUGAAUAUAAGUAUCUUGAACAUCAAAGGCUGUUAAAGCAAGAGCAAUUUCAUCAGCAUCAAGAACAACAGGAGCUGCAACAAACAAAAAACCAAAAACAGUCAUUAGAUUACAUAGACAAUCAUCAACCAGACGAAGAUGAGAACGAUAACGAUAACGAUGACUUCUUGGACGAAAACUAUCCGAGUGAUGAAGACUGCGGAAAUUAUUUAGAUGAGACCUCCAGCGGCAGUGUUGGUGGUAUUAUAGGUGCACGAAAGUUCAUUCAUGGUAAUAACAAUCAUUCUAUAUCAACGACUAACGCCAGUAUCAGUACUGCCGAGCCAACUGCUUUAGGGUGUAUUCACACCAUUACCGCGGUUACAAACAUUCCUCCGCAAUUGCUAACACCAUCUCAUCAUCAAAUCAAAAAGCAGGACAGUAUUGUUAUUGAAGAAGAUAAUUCUUUACUGAUGGAUUUAGUUGACGACCGUCAAGUGACCUCAAACGCAUCUCAUGAUUAUAAUCACGACGUGGAUAUCGACGACGAUGAUAAAUUAGCUGAUCUGAUGCCGACAAGAACCAAGUCGCAAAACAAAAAGAUUCUCAUGCGGGGCGAAACUGAAGAAGUCGUCAGCGGUCACAUGCAAAUACUGCGAAAACCAGAAAUAUCGGCAAAACAAAGAUGGCACUGGGCUUACAACAAAAUUAUUAUGCAGUUAAAUAAUGGCACUGGGCCAGGCGAUGUGGGGCUACGUUCUAAUGGUCAUCCAGGCGAUAAUCCAUUUUACAGCAACAUUGACAGUAUGCCUGACAUUCGGCCAAGACGUAAAUCUAUUCCCCUUGUCUCUGAAUUGACCAUGGCAGCCACUAAACGAAAUGCAGGGCUGACAUCCGCAGUUCCGAGAGCCACACUCAAUGACGAAGAAUUGAAAAUGCACGUAUAUAAGAAAGCACUACAGGCCCUAAUCUACCCUAUCUCAUCAACAACGCCACAUAACUUUGUUCUGUGGACGGCUACAUCACCGACAUAUUGUUACGAGUGUGAGGGUCUACUCUGGGGUAUUGCUCGUCAAGGAGUGCGCUGUACCGAAUGUGGGGUUAAAUGUCACGAAAAGUGCAAGGAUCUAUUAAACGCUGAUUGUCUUCAGCGUGCCGCUGAGAAAAGCUCGAAACAUGGAGCCGAGGAUAAGGCCAAUUCGAUAAUUACUGCCAUGAAAGAACGUAUGAAGCAUCGGGAACGCGAAAAGCCCGAAAUCUUUGAAUUAAUCAGAGCCGUAUUCAGCAUUGAAGAUAAAAGCCACACCGGUCAUAUGAAAGCUGUGAAGCAAAGCGUUCUGGAUGGUACCAGUAAAUGGUCGGCGAAAAUAGCAAUCACAGUGAUUUGUGCUCAAGGCCUGAUAGCGAAGGAUAAAAGCGGAACCAGUGAUCCAUAUGUGACGGUGCAGGUUAGCAAGGUGAAAAAACGAACGCGCACAAUGCCACAGGAACUAAACCCUGUGUGGAACGAGAAGUUUCACUUCGAGUGUCACAACUCAUCAGAUCGCAUCAAAGUUCGCGUAUGGGACGAGGACAACGAUCUCAAAUCAAAAUUGCGUCAAAAACUGACACGAGAAUCGGAUGAUUUUCUUGGACAAACUAUAAUCGAAGUGCGAACCCUAUCCGGAGAAAUGGAUGUUUGGUAUAAUUUAGAGAAGCGUACGGAUAAAUCAGCCGUAUCUGGAGCCAUUCGACUGCAUAUCUCAGUCGAAAUUAAGGGGGAGGAAAAGGUGGCCCCGUACCACGUGCAAUACACUUGUUUACAUGAAAAUCUAUUUCACUAUUUAUGUGAAGAAAAUUGCGGCAUGGUUAAAUUACCAACUCAAAAAGGCGAUGACGCAUGGAAACUUUAUUUUGACGAUAUCCCUGAAGAAAUCGUGGAUGAAUUCUCAAUGCGAUAUGGUAUAGAAAAUAUUUAUCAGGCAAUGACACAUUUUCAUUGUCUCUCCGCAAAAUAUCUUUGUCCGGGAGUUCCAGCUGUGAUGAGCACACUACUAGCGAAUAUAAAUGCAUAUUAUGCACAUACGACGGCAUCUUCCGCUGUUUCGGCUAGCGACCGUUUUGCAGCAAGCAACUUUGGAAAGGAAAAGUUUGUGAAACUGUUGGACCAACUGCACAAUUCUCUCAGAAUAGAUCUAUCAAUGUACAGGAAUAAUUUCCCAGCGUCGAGUCAAGAGAAACUUAUGGACCUAAAAUCUACCGUUGAUCUAUUGACCAGUAUAACAUUUUUUCGAAUGAAGGUUCAGGAACUGUCCAGUCCGCCAAGAGCAAGUACUGUGGUCAAGGAUUGUGUGAAAGCUUGCCUCCGAUCCACUUAUCAAUUUCUUUUCGAAAACUGUUACGAGCUUUACAAUAGAGAGUUUCAGGUUGACCCGAAUGAAGCUAAGCGCGAUACCGAUGACCAUGGACCUAAAUUAGACAGCGUGGACUUUUGGCAUAAACUUAUUGCACUUAUUGUCUCAGUUAUUGAUGAAGACAAGAACAGUUAUGGAACUGUACUCAAUCAAUUUCCUCAAGAAUUAAACAUUGGACAGUUAUCGGCUGCUACCAUGUGGGGUCUGUUUGCAGUUGAUAUGAAGUAUGCCCUUGAAGAGCACGAACAGCAUCGGCUCUGCAAGUCAUCAGCGUAUAUGAAUUUACAUUUUCGCGUCAAAUGGCUAUAUAGUAACUAUGUUAAGGAAGUACCACCCUAUAAAGGAGCAGUUCCAGAGUACCCAGCAUGGUUUGAACCAUUUGUUAUGCAAUGGCUUAAUGAAAAUGAUGACGUAUCGUUAGAGUACCUUCAUGGUGCUUUUAAUCGUGAUAAAAAGGAUGGGUUUCAAAAAAGCAGCGAACAUGCUUUGUUUUCAAAUUCGGUUGUUGACGUUUUCACUCAAUUGACUCAGUGCUUUGACGUUGUUAGUAAGCUGGAGUGCCCAGAUCCAGAAAUUUGGAAACGUUACAUGAGACGUUUUGCCAAAACCAUUGUAAAAGUCCUAAUUGCCUAUGCUGAUAUAGUAAAAAUGGAGUUUCCUGAGCACAUGAGAGACGAACGAAUUGCCUGCAUAUUAAUGAACAACAUUCAACAGUUAAGAGUUCAAUUAGAAAAAAUGUUUGAGUCAAUGGGCGGUGAUAAGUUAGAAGAGGAUGCCGCCAACAUUCUUAAAGAACUGCAACAGAACUUAAAUUUGGCACUUGACGAAUUAGCUUCGCAAUUUGCAAUAAGCUUGGAGCCACGCAUAACCCAGUCGGUUCGAGAACUGGGUGACAUGUUGCUAUCAAUUAAGGGUGGUGGCGGUAAUAUCGCUCCCGGAAAUCAGGCGGCACAAAGGAAUGCUGUUGCCGUCGAGGCAGAUGAUGUGCUUCGACCACUAAUGGAUCUUCUUGAUGGAUCGUUAACAUUGUAUGCCCAGUCCUGUGAAAAGACGGUGCUUAAACGUUUACUGAAAGAACUAUGGAAGAUAGUUAUGCGAAUUUUGGAAAAGACAAUUGUACUACCCCCAAUGACUGACAAAACUAUGAUGUUCAAGCACUUGACCGACAAUGCAAAAAAUUUGGCAUCAAAUGCAAAAAUUGAAGAUAUGGGCCGACUAUUUAAAUCGCAUAUGGCUGGAAAACCAGACGUAAAGAGUGCCCUCAGUGGUGUUAUGGAUAUUUCAAAAGAAGUUGAAAAGAAUUUAUCUCCAAAACAAUGUGCUGUUCUUGAUGUUGCUUUAGACACCAUAAAACAAUACUUCCAUGCUGGGGGCAAUGGACUGAAAAAGACGUUUCUUGAAAAGUCAUCAGAGCUGCAAAGCUUACGAUAUGCACUUAGCUUGUAUACUCAAAUGACAGAUACGUUAAUUAAAACAUUCAUUUCAAGCCAGGUGAAUGAAGUUGAUCCUGAAAAUGCAGAUGAAAGUGUUGGUGAAAUUUCUGUACAAAUCGACCUAUUUUCUCAUCCUGGCACCGGCGAACAUAAAGUGAACGUUAAAGUUGUGGCUGCUAAUGACUUAAAGUGGCAAAUACCGUCCGGAAUGUUUAGACCAUUUGUGGAAAUAAAUCUCAUUGGACCGCACCUUCAAGAUAAAAAGAGAAAAUUUGCAACCAAAUCAAAGUCAAAUAACUGGUCUCCUAAGUAUAACGAAUCAUUUAGCUUUGCUAUUGGCAAUGAAGAGCAGCUUGAUUUCUUCGAACUUCACAUUUGUGUUAAGGACUAUUGUUUUGCACGUGAAGAUCGGCUAGUGGGAGUUGCUGUGAUACCUUUAAAGGAUAUUUCUGAAAAGGGAUCAGUGGCUUGUUGGUUGCCCUUACAAAGACGCAUUGAAAUGGAUGAAACUGGUUGGACAAUAUUAAGAAUACUAUCACAACGCAAUAAUGAUGAAGUGGCCAAGGAAUUUGUUAAACUUAAAUCUGAAAUUCGACAAGAGCCCACAAUGGGCACAUAAGCAUUCGUAUGUCAAUGCAAUCCAAAAGCGAAACCCUAAUGAAAUAAAAGGGUAUUCAUAUUAUCACCAAUAUUUUAAACAUUCACAUACAAAUAGUUAAUUGAACUUGAAAUACAUAAAUAAAAACAUACAUCUAAAUAUAAUCUGUGCAUAAUGAUAUUAUUUAUCAUUCUUGGUUAUAUAAAUGGCUCAAUCCAAAUAUCGAUUGUAAGGCAAAAAACUCACACAAGCAAAUCUCUCUAACAAAAUAAACAUGUAAACAUUUUGUAAACCUGAAUCUUUAAAACAUUCAUUCAUUUGUAUACUAUUUUUCUGAUACUAAAAUCAUUUGCACAUAUUUCUAAUUUUGUAAAUAACUAAUUGUAUAAAUAUAAUUUAUGUCCCAACAAUUUGUUAAAUAU